UGGGGUAUGGGGGCCGGUGGCGAAGGGGCCAAGUCAUCUCUUCGUUGGCGCGUUCUUUUGGCGCGUUUCAUUUGGCGUUUCCGGCGGCUAUGGCCAUUCCCUGAACUGAGCGAACCUUCCUCUUCCCUUGCCAUUUUGCAGUCUCCACCAUUGACCUUCCCACCUCAUCAAUCCCACCCCCACCUCAGCCAUUGUCGACCCUUCUUCCCUCCCCAUCUCAUCGAUCUCCCCCAUUCUCCUCCUCCCCAAUGCCGUGCCCGGCACCCGUUGAAUCUCCCGGAAAAAUGAGAGCUUUAAUCUCGAAUGCACGUUAGGUAGGGUCUCUGAUCUUCGAUGGCGGUGACGAUGAGAUGAAGGGUCUCUGGGGAAAUUCGUUUCUUGUAGGAUUGACAGAGAUUCAUGGGGAUUUGUUUCAGCUGCGAAGAAUCCAUUCUGAUGACAAACCCAGCACCGCCCCUGCUCGUGCUUUCAGCGGUUUUCAGUCCAUGAGAUUCGGCAUGUCUAUCAAAGCCCCCAUCUUCUUUUCGUUGCACAUAGUAUGGGCAGUAUACAGCAUGGGGAAAGUGUAUGUUGCGACAGGCACAAGUGAACUCAAAACAUCUCCAACUGAAGCUGAGCUGAGCAGAAAGAUGAAAAGCUCAGGCUCAGGGAGCAUUCCCUCAGCACCCAAGAAUGUUAAAGAUCUCCAGGAAAGCCCCGUAAAUAACAAUGUGGAUAUCUUCACUUACGAGGAGAUGAGGUUGGCAACAAAGCAUUUUCGUCCAGAUCUGAUCAUUGGAGAAGGUGGCUUCGGGAUUGUGUACAAAGGAGUUAUAGAUGAUAGAGUGAGACAGGGUUACAAAACCACGCAAGUUGCAAUUAAGGAGCUUAACCCAGAAGGAUUUCAAGGCGACCGGGAAUGGCUGGCUGAAAUUAUUUAUCUGGGCCAGCUUAGUCAUCCUAACCUUGUCAAGCUUAUAGGGUACUGCUGUGAGGACGAGCAUAGGAUCUUAGUUUAUGAAUACAUGGCAGGUGGCAGCCUUGAAAAGAAUCUUUUCCGAAGAGUUGGUUGCACACUGACUUGGCCAAGACGAAUGAAGAUAGCUUUGGGAGUUGCUCAAGGGCUAGCAUUUCUUCAUGGUGCUGAAAGGUCCAUCAUAUACCGUGAUUUCAAGCCAUCAAACAUAUUGCUGGACGCGGAUUAUAAUCCAAAGCUUUCAGACUUUGGGCUAGCAAAGGACGGGCCCGUAGGGGACCAAACUCAUGUGUCGACACGAGUGAUGGGCACAUAUGGCUAUGCUGCUCCCGAGUACAUAAUGACCGGUCAUUUAACAGCUCGCAGCGAUGUUUAUGGCUUCGGGGUGGUGCUGCUCGAGAUGCUUCUCGGGAGGGGGGCAAUGGAGAAGAAUAGGCCAAGCCGAGAGCACAACCUGGUCGAGUGGGCCCGGCCCAUCUUGACUAAUAACAAGAAGCUUCCCCGGAUCCUUGACCCCCGUAUCGAUGGUCAGUACUCACUUCGAACUGCCAUGAAGGUAGCCAAUUUAGCAUACCAGUGCCUCAGCCCCAACCCCAAGGGUAGGCCACUGAUGAGCGAGGUGGUUGAAAUCCUCGAGGCUCUUAAGAUAAAGGAAGUAAGUCACGAAGAAGUAAUGCUUGAGAGCGGAUGUGGAAGCAUCACCCUAUUUGAAGCUGCCCCGAAUGAUGGUUCUCCAGAGACGAAGGAACACCGAAGGAGAAGGCACAGCAAUGGGCAUAAGAGCCAGCCCAGUAAUGAGUUAGAUCCAAGCAAUGAUGUGGAAUCCAAGUAGAGGCAAUCUACCAGACGGGUUCGAUUUUGGUAUGAAAUAGGCAUGGUGAAGUUGGAAUUGUAUAAAAGCAAAAGCGGAUCGACUUCACCGUUCAUUAGGGUUUUUUCCUUUUUGGUCAUAAUGUUUAUCAUCCUGCCCUCGAUGAAAACGUUCAACUUGUCACAGACUUAUUCUUCUUAAUAUUCAAAUUAUCAGUAUCAUUGUCAUCA
Punica granatum (pomegranate) is the source of this 1996-nucleotide messenger RNA. The record is from RefSeq and is a predicted model, not a curated record. Lineage: Eukaryota; Viridiplantae; Streptophyta; Magnoliopsida; Myrtales; Lythraceae.